Symbiodinium necroappetens is the source of this 2301-nucleotide messenger RNA. NCBI's taxonomy places the organism in Eukaryota, Dinophyceae, Suessiales, Symbiodiniaceae. The record is from the annotation of a GenBank genome assembly.
AUGUCCUACUUUGUGGGCUGCAAUGCUGUGCAGAAUGGAAUUUCGGAGGAUGGUGGUUUUGCCAUCAACGGCGGCAAGGGCUGGUCAAGCGUUGUUUUUGACAACCACCAGAUCGAUUUGAGUGGAAAAGUGGCCAUCGCCAUGGGGAAUUAUUACUUCACUAGCGCAGCGGACGGAAGCAAGACCAAAGUUGAGUACACGUUCGGCUAUAAGAAGAAUGCCGAUGGCAAGGUGCGCAUCUUCCUCCACCACUCGUCCGUGCCAUUUAGUGCCGGCGCCGCAAGUGGAGGGGCCACCGCAAUCUCCGAGGGUGAGGUGCGAGCCGCGCAGGCAGCUUGGGCCAAUGCCAUUAAAACGAUCUCCAAAACUUACUUGGACGGAGGUGACUAUGUGGCAGCCGCGGGGAAGGCAGCAGGUGAGCUGUACGGCUACGGUCAUUCAAAGGUGCUCUUCAAGCCAACGAAGGCGAAGGAUGUCCAGUUCCGGCCCAUGGCCACCCAGGCCAUGUCCUACUUCGUAGGCUGCAAGGCUGUUGAUGAUGGAAUUCCAGAAGAUGGUGGCUUUGCCAUCAACGGCGGCAAGGGUUGGUCAGAUGUUGUGUUCGACAACCACCAGAUCGAGUUGAGUGCAGAUACAGCCACUGCAAUGGGGAACUACUAUUUCACAAGUGCAGCGGACGGAAGCAAGACCAUGGUGGAGUACACGUUUGGCUAUAAGAAGAAUGCCGAUGGCAAGGUGCGCAUCUUCUUGCACCAUUCGUCCGUGCCAUUUAGCCCGCCGGGAGCCAUCAAAGCUGCAGCACUUUCCGAGGAUGAUGUGAGAGCCGCGCAAGCAGCUUGGGCCAACGCCAUUAAAACGAUCUCCAAAACUUACUUGGACGGAGGUGACUAUGUGGCAGCCGCGGGGAAGGCAGCAGGUGAGCUGUACGGCUACGGUCACACAAAGGUGCUCUUCAAGCCAACCAAGGCGAAGGACGUCCAGUUCCGGCCCAUGGCAGCCCAGGCCAUGUCCUACUUUGUGGGCUGCAAGGCUGUCGAUGAUGGAAUUCCAGAAGAUGGUGGUUUCGCCAUCAACGGCGGCAAAGGCUGGUCAGAUGUUGUGUUCGACAACCACGAGAUCGAUGUGGAUGGCAACUCAGCCAUUGCUAUGGGGAACUACUUCUUCACGAGCGCAGCUGACGGAAGCAAGACCAAGGUGGAGUACACGUUUGGCUACAAGAAGAACGCCGAUGGGAAGGUGCGCAUCUUCCUCCACCAUUCGUCCGUGCCAUUCAGUCCUGCCCCAGCCGCCCCAGCCGCCGCAGCCGCCCCACCGGCACAACUCGCAGCGGUUUCUGAGGAGGAGGUGAGAGAGGCGCAGGCAGCUUGGGCCAAUGCCAUUAAAUCUAUCUCCAAAACUUACUUGGACGGGGGUGACUAUGUGGCAGCAGCGGGGAAGGCAGCAGGUGAGCUGUACGGCUACGGUCACACAAAGGUGCUCUUCAAGCCAACCAAGGCGAAGGACGUCCAGUUCCGACCCAUGGCAUCCCAAGCCAUGUCCUACUUCGUGGGCUGCAAGGCUGUUGAUGAUGGAAUUCCAGAAGAUGGUGGCUUCGCCAUCAACGGCGGCAAGGGUUGGUCAGAUGUUGUGUUCGACAACCACCAGAUUGUCGCGGACGGCAACACGGCCACUGCAAUGGGAAACUACGUCUUCACCAGUGCAGCGGACGGAAGCAAGACCAAGGUAGAGUACACGUUUGGCUACAAGAAGAACGCCGAUGGGAAGGUGCGCAUCUUCCUGCACCACUCGUCCGUGCCAUUUAGCCCUCCGGCCCCUGGCGCUGUCUCCAAGGAGGAUGUGCUCAGUGUGCAGGCAGCUUGGGCCAACGCCAUCAAAACGAUCUCUAAGACCUACUUGGAUGGAGGCGACUUUGUGGCGGUUGCUGGCAAAGCGGCUGGCGAGCUUUAUGGCUAUGGUCACUCGAAGGUCCUGUUCAAGCCCACCAAGGCGGCAGAGGCCCAGUUCCGACCGACGGCCGAGGACGCGAUGUCCUAUUUCGUCGGCAGGAAAUCAGUUACGAGAGGUCAUUCUGAGGAUGCUGGCUUCGCCAUCAACGGGGGCAAGGGCUGGUCAGAUGUCGUGUUCGAGAACCACGAGAUCGAUGUGGACGGCAACAUGGCCCUCGCAAUGGGGAAUUAUUACUUCACUAGCGCAGCAGACGGAAGCAAGACCAAGGUAGAGUACACCUUUGGCUACAGGAGGAACCCCGAUGGUAAGGUGCGCAUCUGCCUUCACCACUCGUCGGUCCCUUUCAAGGCGUAG